Messenger RNA from Naegleria lovaniensis, 1536 nucleotides. RefSeq lists its product as uncharacterized. The record is from RefSeq and is a predicted model, not a curated record. The transcript has 4 exons. Bases 1 to 1536 code for a protein of 511 amino acids. Gene Ontology annotation, molecular function: ATP binding; ATP hydrolysis activity; protein binding. Lineage: Eukaryota; Heterolobosea; Eutetramitea; Acrasida; Naegleriidae.
AUGAUACGAUACUUGUUCGAUAAUGGUUAUUUGGAAUCAGCAGAGAAAAUGCAAUCGGAAACUGGUAUUUCAUUGAAAAAGUUUGAUACAGCCGACAAUAUGGAUCUCAACACUGUAUUGAUUGAAUUUGAGGAAUAUUAUCAAAUGAAGUUUAUGAAAAAACCUAAAUUAUUUAGAAAAAUCCAAAGUGGAGAUGAAACAACUGAAUAUGGGCGAGUUCCACCAUCAAAAUCGCCUUCUACCUCACCCCCCUCAAAUAUUCCGACCACCAGUAAGCCAACAUCUUCCAUACCACAAUCCACAAAAACAGAGCAACCACCAACAUCUAAGGGUGUUGUAGCAACAAAAUCAGCUCUUGCAUCAACAAGAUCAAACAAACCAAAUCAGCAACCAGUUCAGGGAAACACAAACACCAAAACGACACAACAAAAAGAGGAAAAUAAGGAAAAUAUGGCAAUUGAUGUUUCUGGAAGAAAAAUUGAAAACAAGCCAAUUCUAAAGAAGGCAGUUUUAGAAAACGAUGAUAGUGAUGAUAGUGACGAGGAUUUCUUCGAGGAUCGAUUAUUAAAACCUCUUCCUGAGAAUUUAUUUUUCGGAGAUAUGAGAGAGCUGGCAGAAUCAAUCCGAAGAGAAAUUAUUGUUUCUAAUCCAAUGGUACACUGGAAUGACAUUUCUGGGCUAAGUUAUGCAAAGCAAAUGGUUAAAGAAGCAGUGGUUAUGCCACUUAAAUAUCCACAAUUUUUUACAGGUCUAUUGACUCCUUGGAAAGGAGCUCUUCUGUUCGGGCCUCCUGGAACGGGUAAGACAAUGUUGGCAAAAGCUGUAGCAACUGAGUGCAAAACGACAUUUUUCAACAUUUCAGCAAGCUCCAUCGUGUCAAAAUGGAGAGGAGACAGUGAAAAAUUGGUUCGGGUACUAUUUCAAUUAGCACGACAUCAUGCACCUUCCACUAUUUUUCUGGACGAGUUAGAUUCAAUCAUGAGCCAAAGGGUUUCUGCAACAGAACAUGAAGGCUCGCGAAGAAUGAAAACAGAGUUAUUGAUUCAAAUGGAUGGGCUGUCGAAAAGUAAUGAUCUAGUUUUCGUGUUGGCAGCCAGUAAUUUACCUUGGGAUUUAGAUCAAGCUGUGUUGAGACGAUUGGAAAAGAAAAUUCUAGUUGGACUGCCAGACAGAGAGUCAAGAAAGUCAAUUUUUAAAAAGUGUCUUACUUCUGACAGGGCAGAAUUGAAUGAAAACGACUACGAUACUCUGGCAGAAAUGACUGAAGGGUAUUCUGGGUCUGACAUUACGCUUGCUUGCAAGGAAAGUGCAAUGAUUCCUGUUCGAAAGAUAUUCAAACAACUCGAACAAUUAGAGUCUCAAACAGCUAAUAAUGCGACUCAAGGAAAGAGAGACAUGACAGCAAAACCGCAAGAAUUACCGCCGAUGGACAAGGUCAAAAUGAAAGAUAUUGAAUCCUCGCUCAAUAUCAUCAAACCAAGUGGAAAUACCUACGAAAAGCACUAUGCAGAUUGGCAACAAAAAUAUGGUAUUUAA